AUGGCUAGUGAAUAUCAGGAUGCUGUUGCUCUUCGCACCCUGACCCAAGCGAACCUGCGAAUCCUCUUCCCCCACAUCCCAGCUAUCGAGUUCUGCGUCUACUGGAACGAUAAAACCAUCCGCGCCGUCGUCAUCGACGUGACCCGCCUCUACUGGUCCGAACUCGGCGGGUACAGACCCAGCUGCCUCAUCCACCUCGAAUGGAAGGCCCGCACCGAGGACCCUCAGGGCAAGCUUCUCGAAGGCCACAAGAUCCUCUUCGAAGAGACCCAGACGCUUCUGAAGCAGAGACUCAUCGACCGGCUUCGAGUUUGCCGUCUCAACACGGCCUCUUCGUCUUAA
Molecule: messenger RNA, 342 nt
Organism: Fusarium keratoplasticum
Lineage: Eukaryota; Fungi; Ascomycota; Sordariomycetes; Hypocreales; Nectriaceae
Exons: 2
Coding region: 1-342 (113 amino acids)
Source: RefSeq, a predicted model, not a curated record